ACGCGAAUGAUAGUGGACGCCGGAUAGCAUUUAUCCAUAGAAAAGAGAUUAAUUGUAUUUAUCGCGCUGAUACAGUCAUAACGCCGCGAGACGUACGGGACAAGUAACGCUGCCCGCCCAGGUUCGCGGAUGUAGUCUGCGUGUUAUAUGGUACAGUGUUGUUGGAACGCACAAACGCAGUGGACAUGACGUGCACCCGCCGACCGGUGUCGCAGACGCUUGGCCAGAUCGUUGUGUCACUUGCCGCGGAUUGGCACCGCGUAGUCGUCGUUUCCACCGUACCGCGAAGGCAACGUCUUCCGGGCGACCGUUGUUGAUCGCGAAUGCCACGUGCGUCCUCUUAGUCCGUCCACAAGUAACUCUUACAAGCACCGACCAUGACCUUAUAUCAGCCGAUCAAAGAAUCUGUUCAGUUGGUUACAACACCUACUAAUAGUCCUAAAUCAGUAUUAAUGAACAGUAAAACUACAACAUUUGAAGAAUUUAUGAAGAAUAUUCACAAUAUGUCACGGUUCAGAUUAAUUUUGUUUGUGAUCUCAAUUUUAUUAUGUUUUGCUGUCAUUAUUGUUGUGUUAUUCAUAAUACCAUGUGAAUGGUCUAACUGUAUUUCGUCAAGAAGUUUCAAAUUCAAAGAUAAAUUCCUACAGACUGAAUACAUUUUCACUGACAUGGAAUUAAAAGGCAAGCCGAGUGUGAUUGAGUUGAACCAUAAACGUCUGGUGUUCAUUGUAAGAGGACCGAUUCUUAAUAGUGUGAAUGUAGCACCUCGAACAGAACAGUUUCCAUUGUUUGGUGGUGGUUUAUUACAAAUAGAUAUGACUGGAAAAAAAAUGUGGUGUAAACAUGUAAGUCCACUUCCAGACAAAAUUGAUUGUACGUUACUCAAUAAUCAGCUGAAAGAAAACGAUGAAGUAUAUUGUAUAGUUGGCGCAUCCAAUGGCAAUUUAUUAGGAGUAGUGUCUAGCAGUAUAAAUAAAGGAGAAAUUAUUUGGAAACAAACUAAAAAUCGACUUGAAUCAAACACUACUAAAUUGUACAAAAAUGAUUUAGUCUACAUGGAGUUUCCUGUUAUAAUACCAGAUUGUGACUCAGAUAGUAUAAAUGAAAUGGCCAUAGUACAACAUAAAAAUAAUAAGUCAACACUUGAUAUUGUAUCUGGAAAAAGUGGCAAAUCAAUGAUUAACAGUUUUGUUAACAAUAAUUGUACUAAAAUGACUGAUCUAUUUUUGAACUAUGAUAUGUCUUUAGUAUAUAGUUGUCGUAAAACUUCUGGCACAGAUCCUCUAGAAACUGUUCCAAUCAAAUCUAUGCUAAAUUGUUCUGAAAAUUGGAUACCAAAUUCCGUUCACCAAACAAAACGAGAACAUGAUCAAAUUGAAGAAAAUCAAUAUUCUCUUGAACUUGGAUAUUAUCAUCUUAAUAUUUUUAAUAAUCAUUAUAACUGUCCAACCAAGUGUAAAGUUGUUAUGAAUGUUACAAACAGUUCUGGAGGAACAGUAUGGUCAAAAAAUAUUGAUCGUUCUUAUGUUAUGAAGCCAGUUACAUUUGAACUACGUAAAAAUAUCUCUGGAUUUUUAAUUAAAAUUUGGUCCUGGGAUAAUGAAACAAGUGUGAAUAAAAUUACAUUUCCCAACAUCAAUAGGAUUGGACAUAUUCAAGAACAAGUAUUAGCGAUAAUGUAUAAUUCAUCCAGAGCAGAAGAUUUCCAUGUAAAAAUUAUAAGUUCAAAUACAAUUUUACAAGUAUGUGAAAAUGAAACUAGGUGCCAACCAAAGUUGGAGUACCAAAAACAUUCAUUAAAUUUGAUCGAUAUAGACAAUGAUGGUUACAUGGAACUAAUCUCUGUGUUGGCUACAUUUAAACCGAUCAAUGCAUUCAGCAAGUUUCCCAUGAACGAUAAAAAAUCACUGCAACUUAUUUCAAAAGUUAAUGUUUUUCAAUUGGAAGAGAAUCUCAUUCAAGAAUUUGAAAAUUAGUUUUUAAAUUAUGUAAUUUAUUAAAAUCUUAAUAUUUCACAUGUAUGAUGUAGUGUAAGAGAACAAGUUUUGAAAUUAUUAAUUUUUAU
This is a messenger RNA of Sipha flava (yellow sugarcane aphid), 2065 nucleotides long. RefSeq lists its product as uncharacterized. Bases 378 to 1976 code for a protein of 532 amino acids. NCBI's taxonomy places the organism in Eukaryota, Metazoa, Arthropoda, Insecta, Hemiptera, Aphididae. The record is from RefSeq and is a predicted model, not a curated record. The transcript has 7 exons.